Molecule: messenger RNA, 1418 nt
Organism: Penaeus vannamei (Pacific white shrimp)
Lineage: Eukaryota; Metazoa; Arthropoda; Malacostraca; Decapoda; Penaeidae
Gene: Mdh1
Product: malate dehydrogenase 1
Biological process (GO): oxaloacetate metabolic process; tricarboxylic acid cycle; malate metabolic process
Cellular component (GO): cytosol; mitochondrion
Molecular function (GO): L-malate dehydrogenase (NAD+) activity
Source: RefSeq, a predicted model, not a curated record
CCAAAUGUCUUCACUUUCCACAGGGCCAAGCUCUCGACCAGCAUGCUAAGAAGAGUGUGAGGGUGCUUGUUGUGGGCAACCCCGCCAACACCAAUGCCCUCAUCUGUGCCAAGUAUGCUCCUUCUAUCCCCAGGGAGAAUUUCUCGGCCAUGACCCGCCUGGAUCAGAACCGAGCUCAAGCCCAGAUCGCCAGCCGUCUUGGGGUCCCGGUGAAUGAUGUCAAGAACGUGAUCAUCUGGGGCAACCACUCUUCCACCCAGUUCCCAGAUGUUCGUCAUGCUGUCGCCACCAUCAAUGGGCAGGAAGUCCCUGUCUAUGACGCUAUUAAGGAUGACGCUUUCUUGAAGGGAGAGUUCAUUACAACUGUCCAGAAACGUGGUGGUGCUGUCAUUGCCGCUCGUAAGUUGUCUUCUGCAAUGUCUGCUGCCAAGGCUGCUUGCGACCACAUGAAGAGCAUCUGGCAGGGCACCGCUGAUGGCCACUUUGUCUCCAUGGGAGUCUUCUCCGACGGUUCCUACAACACCCCUGAAGGUGUCAUGUACUCCUUCCCGAUCACCAUCAAGGACAAAGCCUGGACCAUCGUGAAGGAUCUUCCCAUUGACGACUUUGCACGUGAAAAGAUGGAUGCCACUGGAAAGGAGCUCUGUGAAGAACGCGAUGAUGCCCUUGCAGUGUGCCAGGAUUAGGAAGUCGCGGCAGCUAGACCCAGGCUCUGAGAUAGACCAUCUAACUAUACACAUUGUUUAAGUAUAUAUAUAUAUAUAUAAACAUAUAUGAACAUGACUUUGCUCAAGAAACAACCACAGUACUAAAAUGGGUUUGUGCAAAGUGACCCAACAUAUGAAGAAUAUAGACGGUUUUGAGAAGCGAGAGGUGUAAUGUCUAACCAUAAAUGUUGGUAUGCAAGAAUUCUACUUGACCCUUCAUUGUGGUUUAAUUUUGUUGGUUUUUGUUAUUUGAUUAUGUGAAGAAAAAAGAGUGGAACUUUGUUCAGUAUGUCAUCGUAGCCAAUUUAUGUAGGUACAUCAGAAGAGCUUGUCCUGCGGGUGUUUGUUUUAAAGCACAGUUUAUUUUGUGGUUCACUUGGUUUGCCUCGUCACUCUUCCUCAAUUUUAGUAAUUUAGAUCAUUAUGUACAUACACCCUUCAAGAACCUUUUCAUUACAUAGAUGAUGUAGUGUGUAUAUAUACUGCUUUCUUAGUAACGUGCAAAUACCAGGCAUUUGUUACCAUGGGAGUGGUAUAAUCUCAUCCUGAGUUUAACUGCCACCUGAUGUUAAUUUAAUUACAUUUCAAAAUGUAUGAUUUAAACAACUGGAAUGUAUAUGAAAGUUGUAUUUGUGGGAUUUUAGCACUGUUAUUGUUUUGUUAGGCAAAGCGGAAGUAUGAACUUAGAAACAUAAAAUGAUAAAAAAUGAA